AUGGUACUUUCAUUACAAGAAGUUUCUCAACACAACAAGAAAGAUGAUUGUUGGGUAAUUAUUCACGAUAAAGCAUAUGAUCUUUCUGAUUUUAUAGAUGAACAUCCUGGUGGACUGGCAAUUAUUAUGAAAUAUGCUGGUAAAGAUGCAACCAAGGCAUUUGAUCCUAUUCAUCCUGGUGAUACUUUAACCAAAUAUUUACAACCCAAAUAUCACAAGGGAGAAGUUGAAAAAAAGAAGAAAAAGAAGAAGCAACCAAGCACUACUACUAAUAAUGAUGCAGAUGCAAACAAAACUGCAAAGGAAGCCCCGGUCUCACAAGAAACAGUUGAUGAAUUUGAUGUUGAGUAUGAUGAGCAGGAUAACAAGGCUGCUAUCACUAGUAGUGUUGAAGUAAAUGGAAAAGAUAGCAACAACAACAACAACAACGAGGACGACGAAUAUGAUGACGACGAUGAUGAUCCACCAACUGAAGAAGAACUCAAACGUCGUCAACUUGUUAAAAACAAACCAGAUAUUUCCCAAAUUUAUAACUUGUAUGAUUUUGAAUUUGUUGCUCGUCAUACCAUGGAUCCAAUUGGGUGGGCAUACUACCUGUCGCUGGCAGAUGGGGAAGCCACAUUUAGAUUAAAUACUGGAAGUUAUCAAAGAAUUUUGUUCAAGCCAAGAGUAAUGAUUGAUGUUACUGAAGUUGACACAUCAACUACAAUGUUGGGUACUAAUGUUUCUGCUCCAUUUUACAUCACUGCUACGGCAUUAGGUAAACUUGGACACCCUGAUGGUGAAAAAGUUUUAACACGUGGAGCAUAUAAACAUGAUAUCAUUCAAAUGAUCCCCACUUUGGCCUCAUGUUCAUUUGAUGAAAUUGUUGAUGAAUCCAAACCAAAUCAAACUCAAUGGUUCCAACUUUAUGUGAAUUCGGAUCGUGAAAUCACCAAGAAAAUUGUUCAACAUGCUGAAGCAAGAGGUAUGAAAGGGUUAUUUAUUACAGUUGAUGCUCCACAAUUGGGUAGAAGAGAAAAAGAUAUGAAGACUAAAAGUAUUGUUGAUUUAAGUUUUGUUCAAGGUGAAGAUGAUGAAGCUGAUCGAUCUCAAGGAUCAGCUAGAGCAAUUUCUUCUUUUAUUGACACUAGUUUGAGUUGGAAAGAUUUGGAAUGGUUUAAAUCAAUCACUAAAAUGCCAAUAAUAUUAAAAGGGGUUCAAAGAGUGGAAGAUGCCAUUAUAGCAGCAGAACAUGGUUGUGCUGGGGUAGUAUUGAGUAAUCAUGGUGGUAGACAAUUGGAAUUUUCUCCACCACCAAUUGAAGUUUUAGCUGAAUUGAUGCCAAUUUUAAGAGAAAAAGGUUUAGCUGAUAAAUUUGAGGUUUAUAUAGAUGGUGGGGUUAGAAGAGCCACUGAUGUUUUAAAAGCAAUUUGUUUAGGGGCAAAAGGUGUUGGUAUUGGUCGACCAUUCUUGUAUGCAAUGACAGGUUAUGGUGAUGCUGGGGUUAACAAAGCUAUACAAUUACUCAAAGAUGAAAUGGUUAUGAACAUGAGAUUAUUGGGAGUUAACAAACUUGAAGAAUUGAAUGAAUCAUUUGUUGAUACCAGAUUUAUGCAAACAAGAUACGUUCCUGAUGAUGUAUUGUUUAACAGAGUUUAUGAACCAGUGCCAUUACCAAAAUUCAAGGAUACAAAAUUGUAG
Molecule: messenger RNA, 1683 nt
Organism: Candida dubliniensis CD36
Lineage: Eukaryota; Fungi; Ascomycota; Pichiomycetes; Serinales; Debaryomycetaceae
Gene: CYB2
Product: Cyb2p
Exons: 1
Coding region: 1-1683 (560 amino acids)
Biological process (GO): lactate metabolic process
Molecular function (GO): L-lactate dehydrogenase (cytochrome) activity; heme binding
Source: RefSeq, a predicted model, not a curated record